Messenger RNA from Dryobates pubescens (Downy woodpecker), 1609 nucleotides. RefSeq names its product selenoprotein Pb-like. NCBI's taxonomy places the organism in Eukaryota, Metazoa, Chordata, Aves, Piciformes, Picidae. Gene Ontology annotation, biological process: selenium compound metabolic process. Gene Ontology annotation, molecular function: selenium binding. Gene Ontology annotation, cellular component: extracellular region. The record is from RefSeq and is a predicted model, not a curated record. The transcript is spliced from 5 exons.
GCUGGGGCUGGAAGCCAGAUCUGGACAGAGGACAGCAGGGAGGAGAAGUGCGGCCAAAGGUCUGAGAUGGGGCUGGUGGUGCUGGCCCUUGCCACAUGGCUGGGGCUGGCCUCUGCCUCUGAGGGGCUGGCCAACAGCAGCCGGCUCUGCCAGGAGGCACCAGCAUGGAAUGUCAACGGCUCAAACCCCAUGGCAGGGGCAGCAGGGCAGGUGACGGUGGUGGCUCUGCUGAAGGCCAGCUGACAAUUCUGCCUGCAGCAGGCCCGCAGCCUUGGGGGUUUGCAGGAGAAGCUGGCUCGGCAGGGCACGGCUGAGGUUCGCUACAUGAUUGUCAACGAGAAGGCGCCGCUCUCCCGCGCCAUGUUCAGGGAGCUGGAGCGCCAUGCCCCGCCGGGUGUCCCUGUCUACCAGCCUGAGCCGCAGGAGCCGGACGUCUGGCAGAUCCUGGGGGGUGACAAGGAUGAUUUCCUCAUCUAUGAUCGGUGCGGCCGCCUGGCUUUCCAUAUCCAGCUGCCCUACAGCUACCUUCACUUCCCCUACGUGGAGUCAGCCAUCCGCUUCACCCACAGCAAGGACUUCUGCGGCAACUGCUCCCUCUACCCCAACACCACCCAGGAGGCUAACAGUACCAUGGAGGUCCCUGUAACCCUGAGCCCACUUCCUGAACAAGAGGAGGAGUCACAGACCCCAGUCAAUCAGCACAACCUCCUCCAUCCUCACCACCACCACAAAGUCAGCAGUGAGAGACUCGCAGACCUGAGUGGAGACCGUGAGCCUGAGACCCGUGUUCACCAUCACCAUGAAGAUCACAGCCAGCUCCAUCAUAAGGAGAAGAAGCAGGAGGGAAAUGAGCACUAAGCCAGCCAGCCAUGCUGAACCCAGUAGUGCACAGACCACGCCAACUCGCUUCGCAGAGGCAUGAAAGGACUUGCUUUGGCCUGCUGGUCUCCAGCAGUGUUGGUAUAACAACUACCUCCAGCAUCCUCCAUGAGGGUCAUACAGGAGUGUGCUGCGACCAGGGAUGAAAAGUCUCACUCAUGCCUCCUGAGGUGCUCCAUUUGCAUCCCCAGGGCUCAGUUCUGAGCCUUCUCUGCCGUUGCUGCCUUUCAGUGCUCAAUGAAGCCUGCUGUGCAAACCGGGAGGUCCCCGGUCACUGCUGGCCGACACUGCACGGAGCAGCAGAGCAGGGGUGAAGGGGCCAGAACUGGGAUGGGACAAGCACUACUGGCAUGCUCCAUCCAGGCACUCCUGGGGGUCCUGGCACUCCUGGGAGUCCUGGCUGGGGAGUGAGGGCGGGAACAGCGUGUGCCCAGCAAGAAGUGAUCCCAGGGGAUGGGGGCACUAGGAGUGGUGGGAGGUCGCAGCUCCCCGUGGUCCAUACCCUGCACUUUCCAUAGCUGUCACAUCUUGGGGACCCUCCAGGCCUUGCACACGGGUAUGUGCAGUGGUGAUGGGUGGCCGCAAGAUGGUGGCCUUGUCCCCUCUUGGAGACCUAGGGGCUUUAUCCAGGGCCCACAGACCUGGGAGGAUGGGGACGAAGAUCCUGAGGUGUCUCCUGGGGGAGAAGCAAGAUCGAAGGACGAUAUCCAGAAUGCAAAUAAAACUUCUG